AUGGUUGAAAACAUUAUUGGAACUACACUUGAUUCGGCUAUAACGUUAUGUCAAAACCUUGUCCACACAAGGCAUUGUCGUUCUGUUGGGUAUGGACAAAAGUCACUUAUUUAUCAUUGCAAAACAUGUUCAAAAACUGAAGGUGCUUGUUUAUGUGCAUUGUGUUUUAAUGGCAGUGACCAUAAAGGUCAUGACUAUUCAAUUACUGAAGCGUCAAAUUUUACUUGUGAUUGUGGUGAUGAAAGUCAAUGGAAAGAAGAGGGAUUUUGUCCUCUUCAUGGGAAGGGAUUUACAGGAAAUUUAAGGUUAUUACUUCCAGAUAAAUAUCGAGAGUUUCCUGAAAAAAUGACUCAGUGUAUUGAUGUGUAUGUUUUUGAAUUAAUUAGAAACAAUAUUACAGAAAUAGAAAAGAUUGGAGACAUUAUUUUAAAAUUAAUGCAAGUUGAUUUAUUUUAUUUAAUUAUUGCAGAGCUUUUAACAAAACAAUUCUCUCCUUCGUCAUCUGUUCUCGUUGAACAGCUUCAUCAACAAAAGAUUACUUAUCAUGAAUUUUUGUAUGAAAAGAUGUUUACAACACCAAAACCACCAACAACAUUAAUGAGAAUUUUAACAUCAUUUCAAACUGACUUAACUUUGAUUCAUUUUGACCAUGAAAUUAUUUAUAAACUCUUUAUUUAUUCAUUAGAGUUUUCUCAACACUCAUUGAAUGAAGUUUUUUGUAAUACUUUUAUCUUUCGUUCUUAUAAAGAUAACAACAAUAAAUAUUUAUUCUUUAAUAAAGAACGUUAUUUACAAUUUAUUUCUAUUACCCAAUCAGUACUUGAUGGUUAUGUUAGUCAGAAUACAACAACUACGAUGCAACAAGUACAAAAUGUUUAUGAUUUUCUUUGGGCUGUUUUUCUUUAUUGUCCAAAUGAAAUACAAGAUGCUCCAUUUGAUAAAUCAUGUGUAAUUAAAACUGCAGUGUUUUUAGCUACAUUAUCUAAUCGUUUUGAAACACUUCCAUGUUCAAAAGUUCAUGAACAGCAAAAUCAAUCUCGUCAAGAAGUUUUAAAAAAAAUUUAUUGUCUUUAUCUAAUUACAUCUCGUCUUAUACCUAAUAUUAAUAUUCAAUAUUUAUAUGCUGCUUAUAAUGAAGUAUUAGCAAUCCUUAUUCAACACAUACAAAAAUAUUUUAAAGAAGUUCCUUCUAUAGUGCUUGAUGGAGAUAGUAUAGACGUAAGAACUCAUCAAACAAAUCAACCAUGUUCUCCUAUGGGAUUCAUUUUACCAUUUUUUCUUUCAAUUUAUCUUAGAAGUAUAAAGGAAGGGAUUAAUCCAUUAAUCCCAAAAGAAGAUGCUAAAUUAAUUCUUCAAUAUUGUUUAUUGUCAAUUAAAUUUCGACAAGACUAUGAGAAUAAAGUAUAUAUAUACAAUGAUGACACUGUAUUGCUUUUUUAUUGGUAUUAUGUUUCUGGAACAAAUCUAAGAACAAUUUUAAGUGAUUACACAAUGGUUAGACUACUUAUUCCUAUUGUUGGAGUAGAAUAUUUUAUUAAAGAAAGUUGUGUCAUGUUUGAAAUGAUUGAAUAUUCUCAAAGUAUUAAACACUAUUCAAUACAUAAAAUUAACAACAAGAAAGAAAUUGUUGUGAAUUAUUUAACAUUGUUAAUACAAAUAGAUAGAAGGUUUGAGUUAGUAAAUGAUAUGUCUGAUGAAGAUAUGUUAAAAUUGAUGAUUUCACAUCAUAUUAUUAGUGGUAAUACUAGACCAAAUGAAAUAAGUAAAAAAGUAAUAAUACGUAAUUUCAAUACAUAUGAUUUAUUUGAUGUUGUUUAUGAUAAAGAUAGUAAACAAUUAAGAAAACAUUAUUUAGAAGAAAUAGACCCUUUAACUCCGUUAUUAAAAUUAUCAGAAAAAGAAGUUCUUAUUAAUACUUGUUUAUUACAACCCCAAAGCCCAUUACCACAUAGGUAUCAAUUUAAUAGUCUAAGAAAAGAUGAGCCUCAUAAAAUACUAUUUCAAAGUGUUUUAAUUUAUUCAUUAAUUAAGGAUAUAAUUGAAUUAAGAUUAGAAGAUAUUUCACCACUUAUUAUUAUGUUAAUUCUUGAAUGUAAUGAUGUUGUUGAAGAAUUGAAUAAAACCAUCACAAUAGGGAGAUAUAUUUUAUCAGAGCCAAACCAUGAAAUAGAAAGAUUGAUAAUAAGUGAUAAAGAAAUGGUUCAAAUAAAUGAAUAUAUGAAAUAUUUUGGAAGAGAAAUGGGGAUGAAAGAAAAAGAGUUAUUUGAAAUGAAUGAAGUUGUUAAAGAAAUUGGAAAUGGGUUUGAGGUAGAAUAUGAAAAUUAUAAGAAAGAACAAAGAAAAAAUAUAAAACGCCAUAAAGACAAACAAGCACAAAUAAAACAACGAAUGAUAAACCAACAAAAUAAAAUAUUACUAAAAGAUAAACAAGAAUUACAAGAAUUAGUUAAAGAAGAAGAAGAAAUUUGUGUUAUCUGUCAACAAAAAAAGAAUGAUAUUGUAGGAUUUUUUACUUGUUUUAGUGAAAAUAAAAAAGUUGAAACUAUCAGAAAAAUGAAUAAUGGAAUUAAAGUGAAGUGCAAUGUUAAUGGAUGCCAACAUACUGUACAUUAUAGUUGUUAUCAACAUUAUAAAAGAAAUGUAUGCCCAAUAUGUAAAUAUCAAAUUAAUCAUUUUCUACCUCAUCAAAAUGAAUUUAAGAAAGAAGAAUCAACUAUUAUUGAAGGAAAAGAAACUACAAGAAAAGAGGUAUUAAGAAAUUGCAUUUUUAAUGAAUUUUAUGAUGAAAAAAGUAAAGAAAUCGAUAUAUUAGAAAAUGUGAUUGAUUGUUUAUAUGGUACAAUAGUAUCAUUACAAUGUUCUUCAGAAUUAAAUUAUUUAUAUAAAGAAACAGACAGACAAAUAAUAAUAUCAUUGUUAGAAUUAGCUCGGUUUAUUUUUUAUGAAACUGAAUUAUUUCAAGACAUUCAUCAAAUGCACUAUGAUAUUGAAGACUAUUAUCAACAAUGUAAAAAUCCUCUAAAAAUUUAUUUAUUUAGUUUAGUUUCUCAAUCAAAUACAAUGGAACGUAUCGCUUGGAUAUCACAAGCAAGGAAUUGUGCUUGUAUUGCAAAACAACUUGGAUUAUGUCAUGAUGAAUUUGUUUGUAUUGAUGAUGACAUUCACUAUCAAAAUAUAAUAUUACCAACGAAUAUACAAAAACAACUACAAGAAUGUCUAAGUAUUAAACAACUUACUGAACAAUUGACAUGUGUACUAAAUGAUCAAAUAAAAUUAUUAAAUGAAAUUAUUCAUAUUAAAGAAAUUAAUGUGUCAAUAGGAGUUUAUGAAAUGAUGGGAUUUAUUGAUGAACUUUCAUUUAAUAGUUUGCCUGAUAUCAAACAACCAAUUUUUGAUUUUAAAUUACAAAAAUAUUUUAAAGAUUUUGUAGGGCAAUUUGCAGAACAAAAAUGUAGUGUAUGUAAUGAAUUACCAAAAGAAUAUAUGAAAUGCUCAUAUUGUUUAAGUUGUGGUGCCUUUAUUUGUGAUAAUCAAGAAUGUUUUAUUCUUCAUAAAUUAAAAAAAGAAUCUCCUGAUUUAUUAUAUAUUUAUUUAAGAAAUGGAAGAAUUUGUGUUCAUAUUAAUUCAACACUAACUGCUUCAUCUUGUAUUUACUUUAAUAAAUAUACAGAACCUUUUGAACAAAGUCAAUUAAAACAUAGUGAAUUUAUUUUAAAUGAAUUAAAAUUACAAGAAUUUUUACAACAUUAUAUAAGAGGAGAUGUUAUAGAAAAUCCAAUGUUUAAAUGA
Molecule: messenger RNA, 3789 nt
Organism: Entamoeba nuttalli P19
Lineage: Eukaryota; Evosea; Mastigamoebida; Endamoebidae
Product: zinc finger in N-recognin protein
Exons: 1
Coding region: 1-3789 (1262 amino acids)
Biological process (GO): ubiquitin-dependent protein catabolic process via the N-end rule pathway; protein ubiquitination
Cellular component (GO): ubiquitin ligase complex; cytoplasm
Molecular function (GO): ubiquitin protein ligase activity; zinc ion binding
Source: RefSeq, a predicted model, not a curated record